Messenger RNA from Paramisgurnus dabryanus, 2086 nucleotides. RefSeq lists its product as uncharacterized. NCBI's taxonomy places the organism in Eukaryota, Metazoa, Chordata, Actinopteri, Cypriniformes, Cobitidae. The record is from RefSeq and is a predicted model, not a curated record.
AUGAUGCUUCCCAGACCUCAAAUGAUGAAACAAGUGACAACGUUGAACUGCCACAGAAUUUUAAAGAGUCAUUUCUUAGGAAUGUUUGUUUACUUUACCUAAAAUUGCAAGGGCAGCUCCUCCUUCCAGCUUCAACAAUACAAACAAUUGUUGAAGAGAUGCAAAAUGUGCAUGAUCUAGGACAGGAUUACACUUUAAGUGAAAUACGGUCACUUUUACAAAAUGAUAUGUGUCUAACAGAGGAUAUUGUCACUAAAGUUUGUGAUUGUGUAAAAAAUUCAGAUUUGUUCUCUUUCUGUCAUCAGGGACCACUGAGAACAGCAUUUUCAAGAGCGCAGACAUUCAAGCAAAUGUUCCAGUACAUAGAGCCUAAAAAGCGUACCCCUGACACUUACGAUUCUGCUGUUUGUGAUCUACAAACUGAAGACAUUCAGGACUAUAAAGGCAUAAAGAAAUGACUGACUCAGAAAAGACAUUUCUACACACCACCAUCACUGACAUCUUGCCUGACCUUCCAGAGGUGACAAAACAUAUUUUAGAAGAGACCUAGCAGUCUCUUGGUGUGGAGACAAGGGAUGACUUUAGGUUUAUUGAAGAAGCUGAUUUGCUGUCAGCAUUGAGGCCAGUUCAAGCCCGCAAAGUCCUUGCUGCUUUGAAACUGAGGUGUCUGACUCCUGAAAGCAGCAGCUCAUCUGGUGAUGCCUUGCCAGGGCCUUCAACAAGUUUUUGUUCAUUUUCACCCCAAAGUUCACAAUCAACCUCUCCCAUCAGCUCCCAAAACCCUAAUAUAGACUGGAUGGACACCUUUCUGAUUCCAUGGGAUAAGUUACCAGAGGAACUGAUACAAAUAUUUGAAAGAGGAAACCGACCAAGUCCACGUAUGAGAAGAGAGAUGGUCCGGGUUGUGGUUCGGGAGAUGAUACAAAAAAAUCGUUGCCCAAGUACGAAGCUUUCUAAUGAAGUUGCCAAGAAGAUGGUAGCAAAAUAUCCUAAAUCUCUGCAAGACGUAAUUGAGGGAGAGGUGGUUGGGCUAGGGUACCACUCUUUGGCUAAGCAGUUGCAGUACAGGAUAGAAAAUGUGAAACGAUGUACAACCCCAAAAAUAAGGAAAAGAAAAUGUUGCUCUGAUGAGUCUGACACCAAUGAAAUCUCUCCAGAACAGAGAGCCGCAAUGCAAGAUACUUAUGGCUGCAUUAACUGGCAUUUAAAAUUCCUGCCCCUUGGAGAGACCAAAGAGAGCCAGCGAGAAAAGAAAGAACAACUGAAAAGGAUGUUUCUGCGAACUGAAACAAAUGCAGAGGAGGUCAAGCAUCUAAUGAAGUUGACUUUCUAUACACAGCGUAAACAAGUCAACCAAGGGGAAAAUAUGAAACAUCUCCUCAAAGAGUGGCCAUUUUGGUUCAGCGAGCUUGGCAUGACAGUCCACUUUAAGGAACUUACUGGAAUUGGGCUCAUAGAAACUUUCACACGGAAUGUGGUUCUGAAGGGGAAACGACUCUUGAACUACUUCAAUACUGUUGGUGUAAACAAGAACAAAAAGUUCCCACAGGCUGUAACGAACAUGAAAGUGAUCAGGGGAGAGCUGAGUGAUGGCUCUGAAGAUGUCAAAGAGAUGUUGCUGCUUUUGUUGUCUUACUUUAAUGAUAAGGAAGACACAAUGUUCUGUUAUGUGGAGGACACCUGCCUGCCAGAGGAAGUACCGAUGGGUCAAGUUCAUCUGACUCCCAGCCUUGUUGUAUGUGGUCGAUCGUGUUUUUCUGCGAAGCGGUUCAUGCUAUGUGUGGAUCAAAACAUUGUUCACAUCAAUUUCCCCUCCUUCAUUUCCGCAGUGUGCUUGAUGUUUGGCAGCUAUUACUGCUUUAAUAUACACUACCCAUCACAGCUGGCAUCAACUCUUGAGUUUAUGCAGAGGUGUUUUUUUUCCAUCAACCCAGAGAAGGGCACUAAGGUGGAGAAGACAAACACAUCACGUCUCCAUGUAAACCCUAGAGUUCUGACCUUGAUUCAGGAACUUUCAGAUCAUGAGUGGCGUGAUGUCUAAAACUUUGAAUAUGGACUGAAGUCAAUAAGAUUUCUGACAUGUAAU